AUGACUACAACAUCAAACAGUGAGCCACGGGUCGGCGUAGCUGCCGUUAUACGAGGCCCAGAUGGACGUGUCGUGUUUGGGCGCCGAAAGUCGAGCCACGGUGCAGGGCAAUGGGCCUUCCCUGGUGGACAUCUCGAGUACGGCGAAGAGUUCGCAGAAUGUGCUGAGCGGGAGACAUUGGAGGAGACCGGUCUAAGGGUGAAGGGUGGCAAGGUUGCUCAUGUAACCAAUGCCGUGUUCUCGGAUCUCGGAAAGCACUACAUCACCAUUUUUGUCCUCUGCGAGAUGCUUGACCCCAGCGCACAACCCGCGCUUCUUGAGCCCGACAAGUGCGAGGAAUGGGUUUGGAAAACCUUUGAAGAGAUCAAGCAAGCGAGUUCCGAGGAGCUUUUCCUUCCCAUCCAGAACCUGCUGAAGCAGACGCCAAACUUUGACCUCUUUCUAAACCCAGAUGCCUAG
Diaporthe amygdali is the source of this 459-nucleotide messenger RNA. RefSeq names its product nudix domain containing protein. Gene Ontology annotation, cellular component: cytosol. The record is from RefSeq and is a predicted model, not a curated record. Gene Ontology annotation, molecular function: 8-oxo-7,8-dihydrodeoxyguanosine triphosphate pyrophosphatase activity. Lineage: Eukaryota; Fungi; Ascomycota; Sordariomycetes; Diaporthales; Diaporthaceae. The coding region runs from base 1 to 459 and encodes 152 amino acids. Gene Ontology annotation, biological process: dGTP catabolic process. The transcript is spliced from 3 exons.